Molecule: messenger RNA, 2670 nt
Organism: Athalia rosae (coleseed sawfly)
Lineage: Eukaryota; Metazoa; Arthropoda; Insecta; Hymenoptera; Athaliidae
Gene: eIF5
Product: eukaryotic translation initiation factor 5
Exons: 5
Coding region: 3-1328 (441 amino acids)
Biological process (GO): formation of cytoplasmic translation initiation complex; translational initiation; formation of translation preinitiation complex
Cellular component (GO): cytosol
Molecular function (GO): translation initiation factor activity; GDP-dissociation inhibitor activity; eukaryotic initiation factor eIF2 binding
Source: RefSeq, a predicted model, not a curated record
CCAUGGGGAGCUUGAAUGUAAACCGUGCGGUCAAAGACCCAUUCUAUCGUUAUAAAAUGCCUCGGAUCCAAGCCAAGGUAGAAGGCAAAGGUAAUGGCAUAAAAACCGUCAUGGUCAACAUGAUUGAAGUUGCUAAGGCCAUUGACAGACCCCCAACGUACCCUACUAAGUACUUCGGAUGUGAACUUGGUGCCCAAACCCAAUUCGACUUCAAAAAUGACAGAUACAUCGUCAAUGGGUCCCACGACGCAGCCAAGCUGCAAGAUCUUCUGGAUGGAUUUAUUAGGAAAUAUGUUCUGUGCCCGGCGUGUGAUAACCCUGAGACUGAUUUAUCUGUAAAAAGGAUGGCAAUCUUCCAAGGCUGUAAAGCUUGCGGUCGUCAUGGCGCUCUGGAGUUUAAUCACAAACUUAAUACUUUUAUCUUAAAAAAUCCACCAACUUUAAACCCAGCGUCAACCGGAAGUUCUCUCACUGAAGGCAAGCGUGGCAAACGGUCGAAGAAGACAAAUGGCGAUACCAAUGGCGAUCGUUCUGGUUCUCCGGAGAACGAAAACAGCACAACUAAUAUAAUAGUUGAAGCACCAACGAAAAUUGCUGGGGAAGACGAGUAUGAUCAGUGGGCAGUCGAUGUAUCAGAGGAGGCUGUUAGAGCUCGUCUUCAGGACUUGACUGAUGGAGCAAAGGGAAUGACUAUCAGCGAUGAUCUUGAAAAAUCUGAGAAAGAACGAAUGGAUAGUUUUUAUGAGUUGGUCAAACGCCGGCGGGAUGCCGGCCAGCUUGGUAAUCACAAGGAGUUGGUUGCCGAGGCUGAACGUCUGGAGAUUAAAUCCAAAGCUCCAUUGGUUCUUGCCGAGCUUUUGUUCGAUCACGCUCUGGCACUACAAGUUAAGAAACAUCGUGUACUUUUACUCCGUUUUACACACGAUGACGCCAAAGCGCAGAAAUAUUUAUUGGGAGGAAUCGAACAGGUCAUCGCUCUACACAAAGAUUCUCUGAUGCCCAAAGUACCCGGAAUUUUGAAGCUAUUUUAUGAUGCUGAUAUUCUGGAGGAAAAGGCUUUGCUCGAGUGGGCCAGCAAAGUCAGCAAGAAAUAUGUUUCGAAAGACUUGGCCCAGGAGAUCCAUGACAAAGCCGCUCCAUUUCUUACAUGGUUGAAAGAAGCUGAGGAAGAAGAUUCUGAUUCCCAAGAAGAAGACGACGACCUGGAGAUCGAGUAUGAUGAUAGAGCUAAGCAACCGUUGAAGCAACAACAACAACAGCAGCAGCAGCCUAAGAAACCUGUUGCCAAUGACUCCGAAGAAGAUGAUUUUGACAUUGAUGCCAUUUAAGAAGAAAAUGUGUUGAGUUAAGAAAGAAAAUUAAAGUAGACACGGAUUUGUCUCGGCACAAUGGUAAUUAACGUUAGGUUCUCUUAUUUUAUACCCAUGUAUUCCCACCACUGUUCACUCGCGUAUGUUGUUCAAAUAAUUGUUUUCAAUAUCAUCAAUUUUUAACCAUCACAUGUUAUUGCAAACUGACAUUACCCUCGGCCUAAAAAUUGGCAGGCAACUGCUUGAAGAUGCCCAGUUGUCCACGGGAAAUAUGAAUUAUGAUGAAAUAUUUUCAUUAUAAUUCACGAUGUCUGAAGAUAACAACAAACAAACAGAAAUAAAAAAUACGUGCAAAUUUUCAGGUAGCUAUUCAUAGUUUAGGAAUUAAUUAAAAUGUACAACUUUUAGUUUUUACUCCACUCAUUGCAAUUAGAUAAUUGAUUUGAAACACAGAUUGUACUGUUACUGAGAAUUGAUCUUCGAUCCCUUAUGAUAUCAAUAGUUACGACCGUUAAUAAAAAGUUGGCUCGCUGAGACGUUCUGUAUUGUAUCUAGGUAUUUACUAUUCUGAUGAUAAUUACUCAAAUAAAUGUUAAUCGCAAUUCUAUCAAACGCUGGUUUUCUUUUUACAUCCAAAUCUGAAGUCUCAAUUUGUUAUCCCUUAUCACUUGCGCUGAAUCCACUCAAUAGCACCUUAGUAUUCAAGAGCUAAAUGUUUUAUCUGCGCCAAGCUAUUAUUUUAUGGAUUUUUGCUCAAGCUUUUUAUUGUCACAUAAUAAUUUCUACGAUAGGAUUGGUAUUUGAUAUUCGAUCAAAUCAUCAGCCAACGUAUCAACUAUUGAUCUUUAAACUCAAGACGGUAGCCUCAACCAUUGCCUCAACGAAUUCAAAUCUUUCCAGGUUCAACCGGAAAUCGGAAGUGAUAUGUCGUAUAGUUGACGCAUAUGGCACUGAAACUAUGAGCGCGACAGUCGAAAUACUGGAUCGACUGACAGCUUUUGCUCGCUCCUUAGUUGGCGAGUGUCGAGGAAGUUCUAUCCUAACAAACGGGCCGUAAACUUUUGCGCGUUUAUAAAAUAACCGAAAACUGUGUUGUGGAGAAGCAGUGGGAUGGUACAUUGAAACCUCACGUUAGGGAUUCCUGCAUGGACCGUUCUCAAGAGUUUUUAUAGGCAUGAAUUGUUCGACUGCAGAGAAGUCGGUCUAUGUAUAGCAUCAAACCAUACACGCUAGACUUUGGAUAAAAGAGAACGUAGAGUUCGUGAGAGAAGAAGAAGAAUAAAAAUUAAAGCAACAACCGAACUUGCUGGGCGAAGGAUCAUUUCAGAAAUAGAGGCGAAUGCGAGCGAAUAUAUAUAGG